Molecule: messenger RNA, 405 nt
Organism: Rhagoletis pomonella (apple maggot)
Lineage: Eukaryota; Metazoa; Arthropoda; Insecta; Diptera; Tephritidae
Exons: 1
Coding region: 1-405 (134 amino acids)
Source: RefSeq, a predicted model, not a curated record
AUGUGGGCGCUUUUGCCAACUGAAAGUUGGGGUCUAAACUACCUGCCAGAUAAAUACUUCGCUGCAUAUUUACCAAUACUGGUACUUAUGGGUAUGUUCGUUUUUGAAUUCUUCGUAUAUCCGGGAAUUUGUUUGGCUAUGACACCCAACGUAGAUGAUGUGGAGUCUGUGAUGGAUACUGCUUUAUUAUUGCGACAUGCCGAGGGUGAUAAAUCUGUAGAUUCCAAGAAUAAUAGUGUAUGGGCGCGUGUUAGAUACAUUAAACAAGCGACACCACGAAAAGAACGCGAAGUGCUUUCCAACUGUGACUUUUGCAAUAGUACACAUCGUCUACCAGCAGCACAUGAACAGAUAUCUACAUUGAGGUUUUUGGAUUUACAGGAUGUUAAUAGUAUUUUUGAUUAG